Acipenser ruthenus (sterlet) is the source of this 4845-nucleotide messenger RNA. RefSeq names its product docking protein 1-like. The record is from RefSeq and is a predicted model, not a curated record. Gene Ontology annotation, biological process: positive regulation of MAPK cascade; cell surface receptor protein tyrosine kinase signaling pathway. Gene Ontology annotation, cellular component: cytoplasm. Bases 276 to 2033 code for a protein of 585 amino acids. NCBI's taxonomy places the organism in Eukaryota, Metazoa, Chordata, Actinopteri, Acipenseriformes, Acipenseridae. The transcript has 5 exons.
UCGAGUUUCAUGUCAUUAAGCGGGCGACGAGGGUGUUCUGUACUGCGUUCUCGCAUUCAUAGCCCGGGGAGUAGGAGCUGCAGGAGGGGUUGGUAAAUCAGAGAAGGGGCUGGGGUGUGUCAUUCGUUACAAAAAAAACAAAUUAGACGAAAUACUGUAUUUGCUAAAUGGUUAUUAAUAUUUUCAUAGCGGAAGUUACAUUGCGAGGAAGUCGAAAGCAGAAACGAACGGCACACACACGUUUUUAUUUAAGUAUUACUAAGUACUGAGAAGAGAUGGAUAAAGUCGCUAAAGAGGGGCAGCUGUAUGUCCAGCAUCAGAAGUUUGGCAAGAAAUGGAAGAAGAGCUGGUUCAUCCUGUACCCUGCCAGCCAGAACGGGAUUGCCCGGCUUGAGUACUUCGACUGCAGCAACCCCAGCGAGAAGCCCAACACCAAGAAGAUGGACAAGAAGAUCAUCCGGCUGGCCGAGUGCAUCAGCAUCCUGCCUGCCGUCACAGAGACCUGCCCCAAGGAAAGCAUGGCCGCCUUCUGCGUGGAGACCAACGAGAAGAUCCACGUCUUCGCCGCAGAGAAGCAAGCCACGGCAGAGUGGAUCGAGAAGCUGUGUGAGAUAGCCUUCCAGGGGAACCUGGGAGACCUGAAGCACAGCAGUGGCUCAGACUCCAGCAGCCCUUCAAACAGCAAGUCUGAGAUGGAGAUGGCUGAGAACCUCAUCUACUUCUCCCGGGAUGAAGUGAGUGAGUUCUGGGUGUCGGUGCAGAAGACAGAGGCGUCGGAACGGUGCGGACUGCAAGGCUCAUACUGCCUGAAAGCUGAUAAGGAGAGCCUGCUGCUGAAGGAGCCCAAGACCAAGCAGACCCUCUUCGCCUGGCCCUACAAGCUGCUGCGCCGAUACGGGCGAGACAAGGUGAUGUUCUCGUUCGAAGCCGGCCGGCGCUGUGACUCAGGCCCGGGGAACUUCACCUUCGAGACGAAGCAGGGCAACGAGAUCUUCCAGAUCGUGGAGGCUGCCAUCAAGGAGCAGAAGGUGCAGGCUGAAGAGAACCGUCAGAGCUACCCCUCUCUCGACUCGGAAAGCCUGGCCAGCCAGCAGAUACGCAGCGCCAUCACAGAGUCAGGGGGAGGGGGAGGGGGUGCAGUUUGUGCAACCAAGAUCACAGAGCCUGAGUCAGACACCCCAGCGGGCAGCAAGCAUGGCUCGGCUGACGGCAUCUUCACCAAGAGGGAAGACAAGCUCCUGAAGGCACGCAACCUUCCUGAUCCUCCGAGCCUGUCCUCGAAAUCCCCCAGCACUCCUCCCCGUUCCCCCCUGCUCAGACUCCCCAGAAGCUCGUCCCUGUUGCAGGACCAGGCCAGCCUCUACUCCGAGCCCAUGGAUUCGGUGCGGCCGCCCAAGCCCUCUGUGGAGUCCUUGUACUCCGACCCCGUGGACAGCAUUAAACCCCCGGCCCCCACGCCCAGGCAGAGGCACGGUGCAGACGAGCCAGGCAAGGCAGAGCCCCUCUACUCUGACAUCUACGACCGUGUCACCUACGACCUGGCACAGAAAGCGUCUGGGCUCAUCCUCGAAGGAGGAGGCAGGAACGGGGAGUUGGACACCGAGGAGCACAUUUACGACGAACCGGAAGGGAGGGCCUGGCAGCCGCCCCCCGCCGUCAGCUCCCUGUAUGACGAGGCUCGCCUGGGAGCCAGUGUGUGGAGGAAGCAGGGCGUAGACGAUCAGACGGGCCACGAGAUCCCCUACAACCCCAGCACUGACGACUACUGCGUGCCUCCCUACGAAAAGCAGCAGCAGCCGAGACCCAAGGGGCCCAAACCAGCACCCAAGCCACAGAUAUCCAGGAAAGAGCCACCACCCCUGCCCCUUGGCAAAGCCAACUUCAACAACUCCAACAGCAAGGACAUUUACAGCAAGGUGAUGAAGAGCAACAACAACAGUCUGCCCCUGGUGAACAGGGGCCAGGAGGACUUGCUAGAUGCUGCUGGCACCAGUUCUCCAGAAUCAGUUUAUGAGGACCUGGGAAGCCUCUAACCAACCUUCUUGGACAGUCUAGCAGGAAGUAAAGAGCUGGAACACUUUUUCCUGGACAGCAUUUCAGUUUAUUUUUUUCUUGGAUCUGCUCCUCGUCCAUCGGGAGCAAUCAGGAGAUGAUGUACAGAGUCAGUGUGUGAGGUCAGUCCCAAAGGAGCUGCACCCUAUCAUCCCCAGCUGGCACUGGCACUUUGAGACAAAACGCUGAUCUGAUUGCAGGGAAACUUGGUUAGCACGUUCUUCAGCACAAGUUAUUGAGAGUGUCAGUGGAGGAGCCCGUCUGUCAGCUGCUGCAGCACUUAUUAUAAACAUGCCUCAAGGUUCAAAGUUUCAAUCACAUUUUAAAUUUGAAAGUACGCCACUCUGUGACAAAUUCAAUUGCAAAUCUGGAUCUUUUUGUUAUUAUUAUUCUCACCCUGGUGGUGAUUUCUGUAGUCUCCCGUUGCCCUUUUUUUCUUUUCUAGACAUUGCAUUUGGGGUAAUUAUUUUUACAAUUUCAGUGGUAUUGUCGUGUAACCCCCCCUGUGUUCCCACAUUUUCCACAUACAUUUAUAAACUACUUUAAUUAAAUACAACUUUUAGAUGUUCUAUUUUUUAAGUAGUAAAACUUGUACUUAGGAGAAGUUUUAUUUUAUAUACUUUUAUGUGUGUGUGCGUGUGUGUGUGUGUGUGUGUGUGUGUGUUUCAAUCUACAGCCAGCAGCAGAUGCUUUUCUCUUGCAAAGUGCUCCAAAUCAGGGAUAUUCAGCCUGCUUCUUGUCAGCUCUCUUCAUGUUCCACACAGAGCAUUGUCAUAUGAAGCAGUCACUGCAUGGCAUCCAGCAGUUUAUCACAGAUUGAACCUGCUGUAGGAAGAAAAGCAUUGGGAGCAGAAUGCUUGGGAGUCCUCAAGGAAUACAGCUGGUCAGUUGAGUAAUAAUUGAAACCACAACAUUGCCACGCCUUGGAACUGCAGCACUGCUUUCUAAUCGUUUCCCUUAAGUUUUUCUUUGUAUGGGAAAAACUAGCUAGUGACAUGCAGGAUGAGGUCGGGACUGUGAAUGAAGUGAAUGGGGACCAGGCCGAUCGGCAUGCACUAUUGAGGUGAACAAGAUGGGAUUCAGUCAGCGUUGCUAAUUUAUGGCUGUUUCAGGACCUUGUUCCUAUCCAUUGCCAUUAAUUACUGAAUUGAGCAGUCCUAUUGACAUAGCUGGAACGAGGACUGAAAUACCCGCUCACGCUAUCUACAUGAAUUGAGCAGUCCUAUUGACAUAGCUGAAAUGAGGACUGAAAUACCCGCUCACGCUAUCUACAUGAAAUGUUGAAACUGUGGUGGUGAAUGAAGGUGAUUGCGUGCUUUCAGUGCAUUAUAUAGAGUGUGCGGAUUGGGUAAAACAGACAGGUGAGGCCUGGACGUCGCGAGUUCGAGUCCAGGCUGUUCCACAGCCGACCGUGGACGGGAGCUUCCAGGGGGCGGCGCUCAAUUGGCCGAGCGUCGCCCGGGGGGAGGGAGGGUUAGGUCGGCCAGGGUGUCCUCGGCUCACCGCGCACCAGCGACCCCUGUAGUCUGGCCGGGCGCCUGCGGGCUUGCCUGUAAGCUGCCCAGAGCUGCGUUGUCCACCAACGCUGUAGCUCUGAGGCGGCUGCACGGUGAGUUCGCAGUGUGUAAAGAAGCGGGCGGCUGACGGCACACGCUUCGGAGGACAGCGUGUGUUUGUCUUCACCCUCCCGAGUCAGCGCAGGGGUGGUAGCUGAGCCUAAAAAAUAAUUGGGCAUUUCAAAUUGGGGAGAAAAUAAUAAUAAUAAAAAAAAAAACUAAUUGGCAACGACUAAAAUUAUAAAAAAAAAAUAAAAAAAAAUUAGACAGGUGAGGAACACUGGUCUGUAUGUAUUUUAUGUUAAGUUGUGUUUUCAUGUAUUUGUUUUUCAUUUUACGUGUGCUCUCUAUUCAGACAUUAAGGUACGAGCUGAACUAACAAGCACAUCAAUGCCGUGCAGAACCGCUCCACAAGAAUGUCCAGACGUAUCUUUCACUGGAUUCACACGGGCCGGGAUUAUUUACCACUGGACUUCAUAGGAUAUGUUGAAAAUUCCCAUCAUUUUAAACUAAAUGUAACUUAGGAUUCAAAUGAAUGAAUUGUAAACAGGUGUAAUUACAAAAGUGUGUGGUUAUAACUUCCCCCUAAUAAAUGAAAUAAGUUAUGACUUCUCAUUACAGCGCGUUGAAAAUACGGGCCCUAUUUGCCAAAAGACGCAGCGCUCAAGUUUCCUGUGUUGAGUUUGGUGAUCACCUCAUUUAUUCCAGUUCCACUCCAGAGUGAGGGUUUCAGAUGGUUAUAGGCUCUUUUCAAUAAAAUAAGGCUAUUAUCAUCUCAUGAAAUACAUUCAACUGCAUAACAAGCAUCACAUAUUCCUUGUUAUUAUAUAUUUGUUUUUAUAAUUCAGGUUAAACAAAGUUUAUGACAAUGAGAUUCUGCACCCACUCCCACUCACACACACACUUUCCUCAUCAGGAUAAUAUUUAACUUGCUGCUAAUUGCUUUGCAGCAGCAAAGGUCAUUCAAAAUGAUCCAGAAAGCAUUCAGAACUGGGCAGACACAUGGCAAAUGACAUUUAAUAGAGAAAAGUGUAAAGUACUGCACGCAGGCAACACAAAUGUGCAUUAUAAAUAUCAUAUGGGAGAUAGUGAAAUUGAAGAAGGAAUCUGAAAAAGACCUAGGAGUUUAUGUUGACUCAGAAAUGUCUUCAUCUGGACAAUGUGGGGAAGCUAUAAAAAAGGCCAACAAGAUGCUCGGAUAUAUUGUGAAAAGUGUUGAAUUUAAAUCAAGGGAAGU